This is a messenger RNA of Ceratitis capitata (Mediterranean fruit fly), 740 nucleotides long. Its product is annotated as transmembrane protein 230. The coding region runs from base 95 to 466 and encodes 123 amino acids. Lineage: Eukaryota; Metazoa; Arthropoda; Insecta; Diptera; Tephritidae. The record is from RefSeq and is a predicted model, not a curated record. Gene Ontology annotation, cellular component: endomembrane system. The transcript is spliced from 2 exons.
AUAACCUGUCAAGAAUUUUAUUUUUAGAAAUUUGAAAGAAAUUUAAGCACAUAAAUUUUUUGGUUUUGACGUUGAACACUUAAAUUUUUCGAAAAUGCCUACAAUCCGUCGGCGCAGGGGAUCUUAUGGAAGCUUCCUAAAUUCAGAUGAAGAUGAUGGCAGAGAUGACCGUGACGGCUUCAGCUAUGAUUAUCAAGAGGCACAAUUUUUGUCUGACUCUGAGCAAAAGCUGCCAUGGAAAACAAUUUGCUUUAUCAUGUUUUUUCUGAUCGUUGGUGUGAUUUGUUUGACGACAGCGGGACUGAUUUACACAGAAGUUAUAGAUCAAGCAUAUAUGGAUCGUGCAUCACCAUUGCUAAUUUUAGGAUCUCUAAUGAUAAUUCCAGGCGGAUAUUAUAGCUAUAUUUUGUCAUCUAUAUUAAUGAAGCGUGAAGGAUAUUCUUGGGAAGAUGUACCAGAAAUUUAAAAAGUAGAAUAACUUUGGAAGCUAUUUGCUUGACAAAUUAAAAUUAACAACGUAGCUAUAUUAUAUAGUUUGAAAGAUGUAUUUUAAAGAUAGUAAUUACCACUUGCCGGGAAAGCUAUUACUAUCUUUAAAAUAAUUUUAAUUGCUUUUAACUACGCUCAACUGUGUUCAUGUAUUUAUAUAAACUUGGUGAUACUUAAAUCGACUGUACUAGAUUAAAUGCCUUUUUAUCCUGCUAUCAAUAUUUAUAUAUAUAUAUAUACAUAUAUAUAAA